UUAUAAACGGUCCGUAGCCAUUUAGUCGUUGCUUGAUUUAAUUUAAUUACGUGACUGGAGAAAUACUCGAAAAUGCAUUUUGUCGUAGAGUUCCGGUGUUUGAUGGCAGUGAUUUUACUGAACGGUGCGAGUUUCACUAGAUCGGCCGGUCAGAAUCUGAACAUGUUCUCAGCCCAACAGAGUCAGCCGGAUCCGUGUUACAGUGAACCGGGCGGUCAGCCAAGGCGCUGCGUUCCGGAUUUCGUCAACGCCGCUUUCGGCGUUCCGGUUGAGGCAUCCAGUACUUGUGGGACCCCGCCAAGUCGCUUCUGUGCCCUGUCCAGCGGCGACGAAGGGGAACGCCAGAGAAACUGCUUCGUGUGCGACGACAGCCAGCCGAAGAGGAAACAUCCUCCAGAGUACCUGACUGAUUUACACAACCCCAACAACCUGACGUGUUGGCAGUCCGAACCCUUUACCUCCAACCCGCAUAAUGUUACCCUGCACCUCGCCCUGGAGAAGAUGUACGAGCUCACCUACAUCUCGCUGGAGUUCUGCUCGAUCCGUCCGGAUUCUAUGUCCAUCUUCAAGUCGCAGGAUUACGGCAAGACGUGGCAGCCGUACCAUUACUACUCCGGCCAGUGUCGGAAGAUCUACGGCAUGAACAAGAAUGCUCUCAUCACCAAGCAGAACGAGCAGGAGGCGCUCUGCAGCGAUAUCCAGAGCACUGACCUACUGACAGGUGGGUCGAGGGUCGCGUUCAGCACCCUAGAAGGUCGCCCGUCUGCCUUCGAUUUCGACAACAGCCCCGUGCUUCAGGACUGGGUGACGGCUACGGACAUCAAGGUGACUUUCAACCGGCUACCGUCUCUAGGUGACGAGGAAUUAGACGACACAAUCCGGGAGAGCUACUAUUACGCAGUAUCUGAUUUCUCGGUCGGUGGACGGUGUAAGUGUAACGGGCAUGCUUCGAGAUGCAUCAAGGACCGGGAUGGCCUACCCAUCUGCGACUGUAAACACAACACGGCGGGUGCAGAGUGCGAAAUGUGUAAACCUUUCCACUAUGAUAGACCAUGGCAGAGAGCUACCACCAAAGAGGCCAACGAAUGUGUCCGUAAGUAUACAUAA
Molecule: messenger RNA, 1107 nt
Organism: Asterias rubens (European starfish)
Lineage: Eukaryota; Metazoa; Echinodermata; Asteroidea; Forcipulatida; Asteriidae
Product: netrin-1-like
Exons: 1
Coding region: 73-1107 (344 amino acids)
Source: RefSeq, a predicted model, not a curated record